Messenger RNA from Scomber japonicus (chub mackerel), 2259 nucleotides. RefSeq names its product arf-GAP with dual PH domain-containing protein 1-like. Gene Ontology annotation, biological process: positive regulation of GTPase activity. The coding region runs from base 156 to 1289 and encodes 377 amino acids. Gene Ontology annotation, cellular component: intracellular membrane-bounded organelle; plasma membrane. Gene Ontology annotation, molecular function: phosphatidylinositol bisphosphate binding; GTPase activator activity. The record is from RefSeq and is a predicted model, not a curated record. The transcript is spliced from 11 exons. Lineage: Eukaryota; Metazoa; Chordata; Actinopteri; Scombriformes; Scombridae.
CUCCAUCUACCUUCCACCCUAUACUACAGUCAUUACUUGUUUAGGUGUGUAACGACGCGCCUUUUCAUUUCAGUCUACUGCGUCCCCGGCGGCAAUCUUACUUUCGAUGCGUGAGAGUUUGAGCAUUUCAGCAGCCGAGCAGAAUCAUUUGCAGUAUGGCUUUGGAUACAGACAAGAACAGACAACGUUUGAAAAAGCUUGUGAGCAAACCUGGGAAUGGAAACUGUGCCGAUUGCGGAGCUGCAGAUCCCGAGUGGGCAUCCUACACCCUGGGAGUGUUUGUGUGUCAGAGCUGCUCUGCCCUCCAUAGAAACAUUGCCCAGGUCAGCAAGGUGAAAUCUAUGUUGCUGGAUCCUUGGAGCAAGUCUGAGGUGGAGUUUAUGGACUCGAUGGGUAACAAUGCUGCUAAGGCCAAACAUGAACAGAUAGUUCCUGCCUUCUACUACCAGCCCACACACAAAGACUGCAUGCUUCUGCGGGAUCAAUGGAUCCGAGCCAAGUAUGAGAGGAAGGAGUUUGUGUGUGUGGAAAGACAGGAGCCUUACUCGGCAGGCUACAGAGAGGGGUUUCUAUGGAAACGAGGCAGAGACAACGGACAGUACCUCAGCCGAAAAUUUAUCCUGUCUGAACGGGAGGGUGUUCUGAAGUACUUCAACAAGCAUGAUGCCAGAGAGCCCAAAGCGAUAAUGAAGAUCAAUACAGUGAAUGCCACUUUCCAGCCAGAAAAGAUUGGCACUGCUCAUGCCCUACAGAUAACGUAUUUAAAGGACAACAGUACUAGGAAUAUCUUUGUUUACCAUGAGGAUGGGAAGGAAAUGGUGGACUGGUUCAACGCCAUCAGGGCAGCCAGGUUUCACUACCUGCAGGUGGCUUUUCCUGGAGCUCUCACGUCUGAUUUGUUGCCAAAGCUAACCAGAAACUACAUAAAGGAGGGUUAUAUGGAGAAAACUGGUCCAAAGCACACUGAGGGCUUCAAGAAGAGGUGGUUCACAAUGGAUGACAGGAGGCUCAUGUACUUCAAAGAUCCAUUGGACGCUUAUGCACGAGGUGAGGUAUUCAUCGGUAGUAAGGAAAACAGCUACACUGCGCUUGCUGGCCUCCCUCCCAACAUUCAAGGCUUCCAUUGGCAGUUUGGAAUCACCAUAGUAACCCCAGACAGGAAGUUCCUUUUUACGUGUGAGACUGAAGAGGACCAGAAAGACUGGAUUGCUGCAUUUUGGACUGUUAUCAACCGACCGAUGCUGCCUCAGGAGUAUGCAGUGGAGGCCUAUUUUAAGCACAAACCGUGACUUGUCUUAGUGUUUGAAUAACUACUGAGGGGUAGGAAGUGGAGCUGGAGGAAGACAUGAUGGACCUAAGAUGCAUUUUACUUAUAAUGGAAGCCGCUAUAAAAACUAAAGGGUGACCAUUCACACAGUUCAUUUUAAGCUGCCCUGUCGUCCUGCUCAACCUCACCCAAAUCUUGUGCCAGAUUCAAGUCAAGGGAGUCACAAUAACUCCUAUAUUUAUGUUGUGGAGCUCAUGAACGUUAGUCUAACUCACUCAUCUGUCAUGUGAUGUGACAUACAUACUUGAACGAGGUCAGUUAUCCUGACCUGAAUGUGCAGAAGUUACAUCUAUGUGUGGGAGUCAGAACUGUGGCUCAGAGAUUUUUGAUCUUCUCUGUUCUCAGUAAUAUAAGUCAACAUGUGACUGAAUUUACCUUGCAGAUGUCAACCAAGUAUAAACACCAGCCUUCUGGGCAGUUAUAGCAGACUAACGCAAACAUUAUCUGACACAGGACUAUAAUAUCUUGGUAGGAAGUAUUUAUACAUGUGACAUGCGGAUACUCACAUACAUACUCACAUUUAUGUCCAUGCACCAUGUCUAAUUCAUAAUGUAUUUUUUACUGUCUCAUUUGCUAUUUGCAGCUUUUAAUGUCAAGCACUGCAAGCACAAUAAGUUAUAUUUUGCUUUUCUGUGUAUUUUCAAGCAGCUGAAUGUAAAGCACUUUUUGUGAUCAUUAUCACUUUCCUUGCAUUUCUUUGUCUCGUUUUGUAAAAUUGUGAUAAAAUUGUUUGCUCUCAUGUCAUAUGAUUAGUUGUCCUCUAGAGGGAGACAAAGGAAAGGUUUUAAACUUACUCUCACCUCCAGAAGCACUUAAACCACUGACUGAAGGUGUGUGCAGUAAAUUAUUUAAGUGUUGAAGCAAACCAUGUUAUUGUGCAUUAUUGAUCGUGUUCAUACAAACCAUGUGAGCGUGGAUGCCCGCCGCCAAAG